GCGUGACAAUACAGCUGUUCGUGCGUGCCAUCGUUCACUUCGCGGAGUUUCUUCAAAAUCGUACGCUCUAAUCGCUCGGGUCGUCGUUGCACCUCUUGUCGGCGGUGACGACAGCGGUUUCCAAGCAUCGCCCUCUUCUAGCUGGUUCUCAUUGUCUGUUGCUGAAAAUCCGACCCGAACCUCGCCUCGUGGAGCUAUGGUAACUGUCACAGUGUUGCUCGGCUUCUUGGCCAUCGGUUUCGCGUCGGUGGUCUCUGCCCAGGAGAGCACGAAUUCAUCUGAAGCCGAUUUCCAUAUCACCAGCAAACCCUUGACAAUAGAGGCAAAGCUAGGCGACAGAGUCACUCUUCCAUGCGAAUACAAAGGAAGACCUGAUAACACCUAUCGUCUCUGGUUCCACGAUCAGAACGUGAUCUCGGUUGAUGAGAAAAUCAUCCAUCGAAAAGGGGACUUCGAGCUCGAUGGCAUGAACCUCGUGGUCAUCGUCUCGAGACCCGAACUGGCUGAUAAGUACACCUGCAAGUUCAACGAUAACCUGUGGUCAAAUGUGACCCACAGAAUUCUCCUCCUCGGCCCACCUACUAUUGACGUUGACAACAAGGUCAUCGAUGUACGAGAGGGGGGAUCCAUCAGCUUCGCUUGCACGUCCUCGUCGGCCCCCGCACCAAAAAUCGAAUACACCAAAGUUAAUGGCACCGAUCAAGAUAUCAUUCCCUACCUUAAAAACAACUCGAUCCGCAUCAACGACGCUGCCCGCAAACACGCCGGCACCUACAGAUGCACAGCCCAGAACGGAUACAAGCCCGACGCAGUGCAGGACAUCGUCGUAAAGUACGAAGGACGUCCCGACGUCAACGUGGCUAUCCAAUGGCACAACCUCAACUCGGAGACCGAGAAAUCCGUCGAGCUCACCUGCAAGGCUCACUCCGAGUCGCCUGUGAAGUUCCAGUGGCGCAACGCAAAAGUCGAGGAUCUCAAGGACAACAGACAUUUCACAAUCACGACGAAGGCCGACUCUUCAACACUCAAGAUCAGCCAGAUCACCAAAGAUCUUUUCGACACCUACUUCUGCGUCGCCUCCAACACUUACGGCAAAGGCACCGAGGACGUUGAGAUUUCAUCCCUGCCGAUUCGACCGAUCGUCACCCUGGAGCCAACAGAUGUAAGUUCGAAGAUCACGCUGACAACUGUGUCGCCUUACCGCGUGCGCAAGUUUGUGCUUGUGCUCCGAAACAAUGUCAGAGGAACGAAGACCAUCGAAUUCCCUCUGUCGGAGAACGAGAUCGGCGACAAGGAUGGAAACUACACCGUCACCCAGACCCUGACUGGACUCAUCCCCGACGUCGACUACGAAGGAACCGUGAUCGCCGUCACCGAUAAGGAGGAGAGUUCCGCACAAGGAAUCUUCUCGUUCCACACGCGCGCCCAGACGAACGCCUCUUCUGCUAGCCAACUCGUUGGCUCCCUCGUUCUUGUCAUCAUGGCCGUCGCUCUUACGAAGGCAUAAGCAUCGUAACGUCUUCGCCCCAACAACGUGUUCUGUGGGAAACAGCGUCCCCGAUUUAUCAUCAUCCCCCAUCCCCUCCUUCGUCUAGCGAGUUUAAUCCAACCGAUAUUUUUCCCGCUCCACUCACCUGCCAGCCAACCAUUCCUCGUCCUCCUCGUCCUCCGCGAGUGCUCGUUUUCGCGAGAGGGACCCACAGAACAAAACACCGAUGCAAGCGACGCGGUCCAUUAGAUAUUCGUUCAACCAUUGUGAAUACUUCUAGACUUUGGUCAGACAGAAAAAGAGUUCAAAUCCUCCAGCAACAAUCGAACAUGUCAAGCGAUACGAAUCGUCUCGAUGAACGCUUCGGCCUGAAUUCGCAAACGCGCGUCGCAAGCUUCCCUUAGCAGCUUCCAGCAGGAACGAAUCGUCAUUUUUACGUUGUAUAUGAUCGAAACCAACCACAUUUUCACCGAAUUUUUCGGAGGACCGAGUUGACAGCGACCACUACUACGCAUGGAACGAUUAAUAUUUUUUACAUUAUUAUCAUCAUUAUUAUUAUCGCGGCCUUCGCGAUUACCUUUAUUCCGAAUGCGUUUCUCCCGUGGCGGUCCGAUGGAGUUGAUGCCGAGAGAUGCCAGUCCGCACAAUAUAGGGGACACUGACUACGAAUCGAGGACUCCUGACGAUCGAAGAGACGAAGAAGCAUCAAGAGCUCCCACAUGCACGUGGAGUCACGAGGGAAACGAGCAUUUCUCCACAAUGAUCCUAUCGGCGCUCAGCCGAGAAAUCGUUCCCAUACACCGCGAGAGCGAGGCCUCCGGAUCGACGUCGGGGAUCAGUUUCCUUCGGAAUUCAAUCCUCGCAGGACGAGAAGGAAAGUUUUCCCCCAAUGAUUGUUUGCGGCGGCUACACGGCUUCGAGACAAGAUCCCCGUACAGGAUGAGAGGCUGUGACUCUAGAUCUGUCAGCACUCUGUAGGAAAUGCAUCGACAAAACUCGUCGUAGAUUCCAUCGAGAACGACUCACUCAGUCUCAGUCGAGAGCUCGAGCUCCACCCUUGCGCCAAUGUGGAGCUGAGGAGUUCCGUCGAUUGAGCUGGAAAGACCUCAUGCAACAUCGGCGGUCUUCCAAAUGUCCCCGAAAUUAGAAUUCGCAUCUCGAUCAUCUCUGCUGAAAUUGCUGAAAGUCGGUUGUUUUGAGGAUUUAAGUUUCAUUUCUCUGUUAGAAUUUGAGCAAUUGAGAAGCCCUAAGUUAUAAUGACGACGACGACAACAACACCAGAACAACAUCAACAACAAGAACAUCAAUGAUAACAACAAAGAAUGAGGGUGACGAAGCGAUCGGUUCUUGAGCAAACAAACACCCCCAAUUUGGUUUUCGGAAUCGUCGCACGGAAAUCCCAAAGCCACUCUGUGCGCUGCUGUGCGCUAGAAUCGCUUCGCCCUUGUAGUUUAUUGCGACGACGGAUUGUGAAGAAUAGAAUUCUGCGGAUCGAGAAAAUUUUCCAACUCUCAGGUAUCAUUCAAAGCUUUGAGUGACGGCGAUCUUGAACAGAUUUUACAAAACUCACCGAUCGACUGAGAAUUAUAUAUAUACGGCUCUGUAUUGUGAAAAAAAAGAAGAACUACAUUCGCAGAUGGAAGUAGGUAGAUCAUACUAGAAUAAUGGAGUUGAAAAAAAAUAAAGCUGCAUUAUAAAUAAUAAACACGA
Molecule: messenger RNA, 3199 nt
Organism: Galendromus occidentalis (western predatory mite)
Lineage: Eukaryota; Metazoa; Arthropoda; Arachnida; Mesostigmata; Phytoseiidae
Product: interference hedgehog
Exons: 5
Coding region: 197-1507 (436 amino acids)
Biological process (GO): homophilic cell-cell adhesion; synapse organization
Cellular component (GO): axon; neuronal cell body; plasma membrane
Molecular function (GO): axon guidance receptor activity
Source: RefSeq, a predicted model, not a curated record